Staurois parvus is the source of this 331-nucleotide messenger RNA. The record is from the annotation of a GenBank genome assembly. NCBI's taxonomy places the organism in Eukaryota, Metazoa, Chordata, Amphibia, Anura, Ranidae.
GGGCCCCCGGGCAAUAAGGAUCAUGGGGCUCCUGUGUCCUUGCCCAAACUCAAAAAAGCCUAUGAAAAAGUACAGUCAUAUUGAAACAGCACCUAAUGGGCACACACAUAACCCACGCACAUAACAGAGUGAAUUGAAAAGAAUGCUUUCCAGGCAGGGGCGGACUGACAACUCAUGGGGCCCCUGGGCUAUUGGGGAUCAUGGGGCCCUUGUGUCCUCGCCCAAACUCAAAAAAGCCUAUGAAAAAGGUACCAGGAGCAUCUCAUGGGGCCCCCUACUGACCCCGGGCCCUCGGGCACUGCCCGAGUUUCCAAAUGGUCAGUCUGCCCCU